ACUCAUACUGCUCUAGAUUCUUAUCCUCCUGUUUCCCAUCUUAUUUUCUCGUACACAAAUCCAGACAUCAAAUUUUCUGAUUUGAUAUCGAUUUCAAAUCUUUUCUCUUGCCUUGUGUGUUUCUCAAAACGUUUUCAAAAUGCGAAUGAGUUGCAAUGGAUGCCGGGUCCUGCGCAAAGGCUGUAGCGAAAACUGCAGCAUUAGGCCUUGUUUGCAGUGGAUCAAAAGCCCUGAAUCCCAAGCAAACGCCACUGUUUUUCUUGCCAAGUUUUACGGCCGUGCUGGCCUCUUGAAUCUCAUCAACGCCGGCACCGAACACCUCCGUCCUGGGAUUUUUAGGUCGUUAUUAUACGAGGCUUGUGGGCGGAUUGUGAACCCCAUUUAUGGUUCAGUGGGAUUGUUGUGGUCUGGGAAUUGGCAGCUUUGUCAAGCCGCCGUCGAAGCAGUGCUGAAAGGAUCUCCGAUCACACCUAUUGCUUCGGAAGAUGCGGUGGAUGGUCAAGGGCCGCCUCUUAAAGCAUUCGACGUUCGUCAUAUUUCUGUAGAAGACAACUUCGCGGCCUCCAACAAUGUUGAUCGUGUAAAGAGUCGUUGCCGAGUCAAGAGAAGCGUGAAGCGGAAGGUGGACAAGAAAGCGAUAAAGGAAGAGAGCCGAAACGCAGAAGCCAAAUCCGAACCGCUUUACUGUAGUGACGAGGGAAACCGAUCGACGAGCCACGAGUCUUCGCUGAGCCAUCAGUCCGAGUUGGCGGUUAUGGAUGGGGAAUGUAAAGAAACCGAGAGCAUGAUCUCGGAGGAAACGGCGCUGGCGUCGCGGCUGUUUCCGGAGGAGCCGGAGUUCGGAGGUAAGGUUUCCAACGAGGAAUGUGGAGACGUUAGGCUGGAGUUGACGUUGGGAAUUCGACCGGGCGCGUGUGACGUGGUGGUGCCGGUGAAGAAACGGAAAUUGGAGGCAUAUGACACGUGUGAGAAUAAUCGCACGUGUAUAGUUGAGUUGGGGCUUUCUUAUCCGGCUUAAAAGAAAUCUUCUGGUCCUGUUUUGGCGGCUCGGUUUCGGGCCUUUUUUUAAAAAAAAAUCUUUUACAUAGAAGAGGGAAAAAUGUGAGGUGUAGAAAUGUGGGAUUACAUGAAUAGAAAUUGUACAUUUAUUAAAGGGUAAGUUUUUAAUAUCUAAAUUAUCAAGAUAAUUUAUGGUUUGUUUUA
Messenger RNA from Hibiscus syriacus, 1203 nucleotides. RefSeq names its product LOB domain-containing protein 40-like. The record is from RefSeq and is a predicted model, not a curated record. Gene Ontology annotation, biological process: regulation of gene expression. Bases 140 to 1018 code for a protein of 292 amino acids. Lineage: Eukaryota; Viridiplantae; Streptophyta; Magnoliopsida; Malvales; Malvaceae. The transcript has 2 exons.